Fukomys damarensis (Damara mole-rat) is the source of this 1866-nucleotide messenger RNA. It is a transcript of the gene Fpgt, whose product is annotated as fucose-1-phosphate guanylyltransferase. NCBI's taxonomy places the organism in Eukaryota, Metazoa, Chordata, Mammalia, Rodentia, Bathyergidae. Gene Ontology annotation, molecular function: transferase activity, transferring phosphorus-containing groups. The record is from RefSeq and is a predicted model, not a curated record.
UAUCGUCCACUGCGCAUGCGUGCUGUGCGGCGCCGACUAGAAGCGGAGACUAUGGCGGUCGCUAGGGUUCCUUUAGAUGUGUCCCUUCGAGAAAGUACUCAAAGAAAAUUGCGGAAGUUUUCAGAACUGAGAGGCAAACCUGUAGGAGCUGGGGAAUUCUGGGACAUAGUUGUACUAACAGCAGCUGAUGAAAAGCAGGAACUUGCUUAUAAGCAACAGCUAUCAGAAAAGCUGAAGAGAAAGGAAUUACCCCUUGGAGUUCAAUAUCAUGUUUUUGUUGAUCCUGCUGGAGCCAAAAUUGGUAAUGGAGGAUCAACACUUUGUGCUCUUCGAUGUUUGGAAAAGCUAUAUGAAGAUAAAUGGAAUUCCUUUACUAUACUAUUAAUUCACUCUGGUGGCUACAGUCAGCGCCUUCCAAAUGCAAGUGCUCUGGGAAAAAUUUUUACUGCUUUACCAUUUGGUAACCCCAUUUAUCAGAUGUUGGAAUUAAAACUAGCCAUGUAUAUUGAUUUCCCCUCAUGUAUGAAUCCUGGAAUUGUGGUUACCUGUGCAGAUGAUAUUGAACUGUAUAGUAUUGGAGAAUUUGAGUAUAUUAAAUUUGACAAACCUGGCUUCACUGCAUUAGCUCAUCCUUCUAGUUUAACUAUAGGUACCACACAUGGAGUAUUUGUCUUAGAUCCUUUUAAUGAUUCAAAACGUAGAGAUCUUGAAUAUAGGUGUUGCCACCGUUUCCUUCAUAAGCCAAGCAUAGAAAAGAUGUAUCAACUUAGUGCUGUGUGUAGACCUGGAGAUUUUUGUCCACAGGACUUUGCAGGAGGAGAUGCUCCCUAUCCUCACCUAGACUCUGAGCAUGUCUACACUGAUAGCCUAUUUUAUAUGGAUCAUAUAUCUGCAAAAAAGUUACUUGCUUUUUAUGAAGAAAUAGGCACUCUGAACUGUGAAGUAGAUGCCUAUGGUGACUUUCUGCAGGCAUUGGGACCUGGAGCAACUGCGGAGUACACCAGAAACACUGCAAAUGUCACUAAAGAAGAAGCAGAGUUGCUAGAUAUAAGGCAGAGAAUAUUUCAUCUUCUUAAAGGAACUUUCCUAAAUGUUGUUGUUCUUAAUAACUCCAAAUUUUAUCACAUCGGGACAACUGAAGAGUAUUUGUUCCAUUUUACUUCAGAUAGCAGUUUAAAGUUAGAGCUCAGUUUACAAUCAGUAGCUUUUGGUGUACUUCCAUAUACUCUGAAAUGUUCCUGUAAGACAUCCUGUAUCAUUCACAGUAUACUGGAUUCAGGAUGUUCCGUGGCACCUGGCUCAGUUGUAGAGUACUCCAGACUGGGGCCAGACGUCUCCAUUGGAGAAAACUGCAUUAUUAGCAAUUCUUACGUCAUUUCCAAUGCUGCCGUGCCUGCAUAUUCAUUUCUGUGUUCCUUAAGCUUGAUGAUAAAUGGACACUUGAAGUAUUCAACUAUGGCAUUUGGAGUGCAAGACAACUUAAAAAACAAAGUUAAGACAUUAUUAGAUACAAAGUUACUUCAGUUCUUUGGAGUUGAUUUUCUGUCAUGCUUAGAUCUUUGGAAUCUUAAAGUUACAGAGGAGCUGUUUUCAAGAAGAAGGGCGCAAUUCAGUUUAUGGACUGCUCGCAUUUUCCCAGUUUGUUCUUCUCUGAGUGAAUCAGUUACAACAUCCCUGAAGAUGUUACAUGCAGUAAAGAGCAAUUCAUCCUUCAGUCUGAGUAGCUACCAGCUUGUAUCCAUUGAAGAAAUGCUUAUCUACAAAGAAGUAGAAGACAUGAUAGCUUAUAGGGAGAAAAUUUUUCUAGAAAUUAGCUUAAUUAAAAAUAAAUCUUACUUAGCAAUAUCUUAAAUAUUAUUUAUAUUA